ACGUCACUUCCUGCCGUUUCCCCGUUGUUUAUGCUCGGUGGCGAUGUGGACGCAGCCCCGAUGGGUGCCGGGUGGUGGUUCGGUCCCGGCGGUGCUGCUUCUCCUCACGGUGUGGGCACCGCUGCUACCCGGCGCCGUGGGGCCGGAGCCGUGUGAAGUGUGCAUUGGAUUUCUGGAGAGAUUUUACAACUAUUUGAAGGCACAGAAUGUGGAACUAACACCUGCACUUGUGGCAAAGGAGCUGAUGCUAAUGUGUGAACACACCAAAGGAAAGGAGAACCGGCUGUGCUACUAUAUCGGAGCAACAAGUGACGCCGCCACGAAGAUCAUGAAUGAAGUAGCCCGUCCCAUGAGUGCCCAUGUGCCUGUACCGAAGAUCUGUGAGAAGCUCAGAAAGACAGAUGCUCAGAUAUGUGAGCUAAAAUACGAUAAGAAAUUGGAUUUGAAUAAAGUUGAACUAUCCAAACUGAGAGUGGCCGAGCUGAAGAGAAUUCUGGACAACUGGGGAGAGAAAUGCUUAGCCUGUGCGGAGAAAAUCGAGUUUAUCAAUUUAAUUUUGGAGUUGGCUAAAAUGUACAAGUCUGAUGAACUGGAUUUGAACUCUGAUCUAUAAAGUCUCUGUAUUAUAAAUCUGAAACCCACCUGUUCAUUGUAAAUAAAUAUGCUGUAGAGAACAUUCUAUAAAGAAAAUAU
This is a messenger RNA of Mobula hypostoma (lesser devil ray), 693 nucleotides long. RefSeq names its product cerebral dopamine neurotrophic factor (gene cdnf). The record is from RefSeq and is a predicted model, not a curated record. The transcript has 4 exons. Bases 44 to 613 code for a protein of 189 amino acids. Gene Ontology annotation, biological process: neuron projection development; dopaminergic neuron differentiation. Lineage: Eukaryota; Metazoa; Chordata; Chondrichthyes; Myliobatiformes; Myliobatidae. Gene Ontology annotation, cellular component: endoplasmic reticulum.